AGGUGCAGCUGACUGCAUCAGAACACAAAUAUGGCUACAAACAGCAAGAGUAACGCAUCCGCAGCGGCCGCCACUCAGGCUCAGUUCGUUGGAAUCAUUCCCGAGUACGAUGGGGACACGGACGAUUGGAGCAUCUAUCAGGAAAUUCUGGAGGAAUACUUCAAGGCCAACGGGGUACCGGACAGGAACAAGGUCUCGGUGUUGAUCAGUGUCAUCGGAGCCGAUACUUAUAGAUUGCUCCGUGAUUUGUGUCAUCCGGACUCACCGAAGGACAAGAGCUAUGUGGAAUUGUGUGCAAUGCUGGCGAAGCAGUUUUUACCGGAGAUCACAAUCUUCCGUGAGAGGUCCAAGUUCUACCGAGCGGAGCAGCAACGCGGUGAGGACGUCAAGACGUGGUACGCCAGGCUGAAGAAUCUGUCAGUGAACUGCAAGUUUGGAGAGCAUCUGGAGCCAUUGCUGUUGGAUAAGUUCAUAGUUGGAUUGGUUUCCGGACCGGUUCAAGAUCGUCUGUGCGAGGAAAGUGAGAAGCUGACGUUGAAGGAAGCGCUUGACUUGGCUGCCAAUCGUGAAUCUGCCAUCCAGGGUGAUGUGAUUGCUGAGCACAUGGCCGGUAUGCAUUUGGAUGACCUGAGACGUGGUCGUAGGAUGCAUGGUGGUGGUCGUCAUCAUUACCGUGGUCACCGUCAUCAUCACGAUCACGAUCAACUCGGCGGUGGUAGACAUGGUCAUCACGGAAGACACGGAGGUCAUCAGCACGAUGGCCCACCUCAUCACGGUCGUCACGGCCAUGGACCCCAUGGUCACGAAAUGCAGUUUGGAUUCGGUCCUUGUGGUCCCCAUGGUUCACAUGGUCCACAUGGUCCCCAUGGUUCACAUGGUUCAUAUGGUCCACACGCUUGGGGAGGUCAUCAGAUGGGACAGUUCGGUCCAAGAGGAUUCCGUGGUUUCGAAGGCAUGGGACCAUGCCCGGUUGGAAUGCGUCGUCACGAUAUGAAACGUUGGGCCAAGAUUUGCCGGAAGCUGCAGGGGCGUCGAGCCCAGUCGAGUUGCAGUAGCUCUAGUAGCAGCAGCAGCAGCAGCUCUGAUAGUGAAACCGAGGGUGAGAAGAAGUGUAAAGGCCGUCGUCACAAAGGACACGAGAAGCAUGGUCACCAUGGAAAGUUUGGACCUCGCCGCGAAGGAGGACCGGGCAAGUGUCCUCGUGGAAAGCGAUACGGAAGGAAGGAGCAAGAGGUGGACGAGCCGGUUGUUACGGAGAAUACGGAGCCGGAGCUGAUUGAGUGAAGGAUGAGAUUGAAUCUAUUUUGUAAUAACCACUAUGUAAUCAUCGUAUAGACAUUUAACCAAAGAAAAACAAUUUAAAAUUAUGUUAUGAAAAAAAAUUAA
Molecule: messenger RNA, 1386 nt
Organism: Ochlerotatus camptorhynchus
Lineage: Eukaryota; Metazoa; Arthropoda; Insecta; Diptera; Culicidae
Exons: 1
Coding region: 31-1284 (417 amino acids)
Source: RefSeq, a predicted model, not a curated record